This is a messenger RNA of Anneissia japonica, 981 nucleotides long. RefSeq lists its product as uncharacterized. The record is from RefSeq and is a predicted model, not a curated record. Lineage: Eukaryota; Metazoa; Echinodermata; Crinoidea; Comatulida; Comatulidae. The transcript has 3 exons. Bases 94 to 441 code for a protein of 115 amino acids.
UUCGUGGCGGCAGAUGUGAUAAUUGGCCAAAAAUAUAAUAUUGUUUUUAUUCGAAAUCAUCAUUAUUGGUGGGCGGCGGGUUCGCAAAAAACAAUGUAUAAACAAGUCUCGUCUUAUAUUGAUUCUUUAGAAUGUUAUCUGGAGUGUAGCGUCGAGUGCGCGAAGGAUAUUCCAGGAAUGCCUAAGCCAACAUUGCCACCUGCGUGUUCCCCUUGCGAUGCCCCCUUCCGCCACUAUCACUCCUUAAACCAACAUUGUCUACAACUAAGACUUCUUCAAGAGGCCACACUGAAUAAGGACGAGCAAAAGUCGAUUGCAAUUGACGGAUAUGUGAACGGCUUUCAUGUUACAUUCCCCCGUCGGGGAGAAAACCACAAUUCUUCAGGGAGAAAAAAUGUAUAUAGGCCUAUAUUUCAACAUAUUAGGCCUAGUAGACUUUAAAAUUGAUUAAAUAAGCCUUUGAUAAACCCCUAAAUUGUCAUGUUUUUCGGAAGCCUCGCCUCCGGACCCGAAAGAUUUUGGUCGACGCACGACCACUCCCAAUUUUCUCAAGACAUCGAACACCCCCUCGGACAAACCCUGGCGCCACCCCUAUUUUUAUGUCGAAUGCAUUUUCAAUAGAUUGCUGUUCAUUUACUUCUUCCAAUAAACUAUUUAAUAAAUAUGUAUGAAGGCUACGUGUUUAAUUUGGGUUUUCUUAAAACAGCAUAAAAAACAUAUUUUUAUAAAUUUUGAAGGUAUUACACCAAUACUUGAAUACCACCCCGCUACGUCACUGAUAUAGGCCUAUUUAUAUAUAAGGCGAUAAAACAAGGUAUAAGAUUAGCCAAAAUUUAAUUUUACACAAAUGUUUAAUAAUACGACAAAAAACCAAGCAAGAGCAAUAAAGUAAGGUAAAAUAGCUACGAAAGAUUUUUCUCCAUGGUAAUGUAAUGUAUUUAGAUUGGACUAUCUCGUACAGUAAGCUGCUUCUUCACUAAU